CUGUUGGUGUGGGGCUUGGCGGUAAGCAUGGCGGAGCUGGAGCAGCCAAGGGAGAAACGCUGGAAGGGGUCGCAGGAUGAAAUGACCAUAUCUGACAGGAGGAAAGCGAAAGAAGCCAGGAAACAGGAGAUAAAACGACUAAAAGAACUUAAAUUUUUGAAGAAACUUGAGGAACAAAAGGCAAAGGAAGAGGAAGCACAGAAAGAUCUAGAGGAAACAAAAGAGCGAGGUCGCCUGUACACUGUUAGUGUGGCAUUGCCAGGGUCAGUACUGGAUAAUGCCCAAUCUCUCGAGCUCAGGACAUACUUGGCUGGACAGAUAGCACGUGCCUGCACUGUGUUCUGUGUGGAUGAAAUUGUGGUCUUUGAUGAACAGGGAGGAGAUGCAAAGAGCGUAGAAGGGGAAUUCCGAGGAAUUGGGAAGAAAGGACGAGCCAGUGUGCAGCUUGCGCGGAUCCUGCAGUACCUCGAAUGUCCACAGUACCUGAGGAAAUCCUUCUUUCCAAAACAUCAGGAUCUGCAGUUUGCAGGCCUCCUGAAUCCGCUCGACAGCCCGCACCACAUGCGCAUAGAUGAAGAAUCUGAAUACCGCGAGGGAGUGGUUAUUGAACGGCCAUGUAAGCCCAACAAAGGAUCAUUUGUAAACUGUGGAAUGAGAAAGGAAAUACAGAUUGACAGAAAGCUUCAAGCUGGUUUGCGUGUUACAGUUCAACUACAUAAGAGUGAAAAAUCAGAGAUCAAAGUUUUGAAGGGUACAGUGGUUGCGCCUCACGCUCCUCGGACAGAGUCUGGUCUGUAUUGGGGUUACACAGUGCGACUUGCUUCGUGCCUCAGUGCUGUCUUUACAGAGUGCUCAUUCAAAGAUGGCUAUGAUCUCUCAAUUGGCACAUCUGAGCGAGGGUCAAACGUUGACAAUGUUACACUUCCCUCAUUCAAGCAUUUGUUGGUGGUAUUUGGUGGUCUUCAGGGUCUCGAGGCCAGUGUGGACGCUGACCAAAACCUAAGUCUUACGGACCCUAGCAUCCUCUUUCACCACUAUCUGAACACCUGUCCUGGUCAAGGCAGCCGUACCAUCCGCACUGAGGAAUAUCUCCUUCAGAUAAUGGAAACUUUUGAAUAUUGAUGAUUUUAAUUUCUUCCAUAAAUUUUCAAUUGGAAAAAUCUCCCACCGUCCACAUCUAGGCAACUGAUCUACUCCCAAGACUUGGCCACUGCUGCCCUUAAAUUGGGAGUCAGGAUAACUCUCACUCCAACUUUUUCUAUAGGAAAGAACCUGUUGUCCCCUCCACUCAGGCCAGCACUUCUCCUUGAUCAAAGGAAACAGUGGCAUGGUGGUGAUGUCACUGCACCAGUAAUCCAGAGACCCAGACUAAUGCUUUGGGGACAUGGGCUCAAAUCCCACCACAGCAGCUGGUGGAAUUUAAAUUCUAUAUCUUAAAAUUUGAAAUUAUCAUCAGUUGUUGUAACAACCUGUCUGGUUCACUAAUGUCCUUUAGGGAAGGUAAUCUGGCCUAAAUGUGACUCCUGACCCACAGUAAUGUGAUUGACUCUUAAACUGAAAUGGCCUAGCAAGCUACUCAGUUCAGGGCAGUUAGGAAUUGGCAACUAAUGUUGGCCUUACUAGUGAUGCCCGCAUCCCACAAAAGAAUGCAUCUUUAAAAGAUCAUUAUCUUGGGGGUUGAAUUUUACACCAGUUGGUGUUUUUGUCCUCUUCUAGGAAGCAAUUCUCAUUACCUUAUCCACAUUACGACCAAAGAUUGACGCAGCAGUCAGAGGACCAGCUUCAAACU
Carcharodon carcharias (great white shark) is the source of this 1789-nucleotide messenger RNA. It is a transcript of the gene spout1, whose product is annotated as SPOUT domain containing methyltransferase 1. The coding region runs from base 28 to 1122 and encodes 364 amino acids. Gene Ontology annotation, cellular component: spindle pole centrosome; mitotic spindle; kinetochore. Gene Ontology annotation, molecular function: miRNA binding. Lineage: Eukaryota; Metazoa; Chordata; Chondrichthyes; Lamniformes; Lamnidae. Gene Ontology annotation, biological process: miRNA processing; maintenance of centrosome location. The record is from RefSeq and is a predicted model, not a curated record. The transcript has 12 exons.